AUGGUCAGGGACUACGACAUUUCCAACAACGAAAAGCAGUUUGUGCUUGCGGCCUUGGAACAGAACAUCCGGCUGGACGGCCGCAAGCUGCUCCAGAUGAGAGAUGUCCACAUCUCUGUCUCUCGCGAUGAGUACGGAUAUGCUGAGGUGAGCCUGGGGAAAACCAAAGUUGCAUGUCGAGUCACGGCAGAAAUCACCAAGCCGUACGAAGACCGUCCGUUUGAUGGAAUAUUUCAGAUUAGCACAGAUAUAUCACCCAUUUGCUCGCCAUUCUUUGAGAGCGGGCUCACCACAGGAAGCAAACAAUCGAACGACGAGAUAUUAAUUUCCAGACUUAUUGAGAAGGCCGUGCGACGUUCUGGAGCGCUUGAUCUUGAAAGUCUCUGCAUAAUCGCUGGUUCCAAGUGCUGGGCUGUCCGCGCCGAUCUGCAGUUUCUGAAUUACGACGGGAACUUCAUUGACAUCUCGUCUAUCGCUGUCAUGGUAGCACUGCUCCAUUUCCGUAAACCUGACAUGGAGAUCGAUGGAAACAACGUCAUUCUAUUUGACGAGGACCAGAGAAAUCCGGUUCCGCUCUCGAUACUGCAUAUUCCGCUGUGUUUCACCUUCCAAUUCUACAAUCCAAACGACGACGAGGAGAAUAUAAAAGGAAACCUGAACAACGAGUUGAUCUUGUUGGAUGCAAACCUGUUAGAAGAAAGACUCAGUCUGGGCUCGAUGACGCUCACUAUCAACAAGAACAAGGAGCUUUGUCAGAUGGUGAAAUGCGGAGGCCUCAACAUCGACGCCAGCAUGAUUAUGAACUGCUGUCAGCAUGCCAGUAAUUUGGUGGACGACCUUACAAGAAAGAUCAACGACGUGAUAAAGAAAGAUAGCGAGCUUCGCAAGAACCCUGUUGAAAAAGAGCUACAGGUGGUCAACCAAAGAGAAACUUAA
Molecule: messenger RNA, 936 nt
Organism: Ogataea angusta
Lineage: Eukaryota; Fungi; Ascomycota; Pichiomycetes; Pichiales; Pichiaceae
Exons: 1
Coding region: 1-936 (311 amino acids)
Biological process (GO): U1 snRNA 3'-end processing; nuclear polyadenylation-dependent rRNA catabolic process; TRAMP-dependent tRNA surveillance pathway
Cellular component (GO): cytoplasmic exosome (RNase complex); nuclear exosome (RNase complex)
Source: RefSeq, a predicted model, not a curated record